UCGGGCAGCACGAACUGAUCGCAGUCCCUCAAACAUGGAUCUUUACUACCUGCCUCUGGUCAGCGCUUGUCGCACUGUACUCAUGGUUGCCAAGGCCCUCAAUCUGGAUCUGAACAAGAAGCUUCUGAACACUCUGAAGAAGGAACAACUUAACCCGGAUUUCAUCAAGAUCAAUCCCCAGCACACGAUCCCCACUCUGGUGGACAAUGGAUUUACCAUCUGGGAGUCGCGUGCCGUUGCCGUUUAUCUGAUCGAACAGUACGCCAAGGAUGAUUCUCUGUUCCCGAAGGAUCCUCAGAAACAGGCUGUGAUCAACCAACGACUUUACUUCGACAUGGGCUCCAUGUAUCCCUCGUUGGCCAACUAUUAUUACAAGGUGUUUAUCACUGGAGAGAACGGCAGUGAAGAAGACUUCAAGAAGAUCCAAGAAACCUUUGAUUUUCUGAACACUUUCCUGGAGGGACAGGAGUAUGUAGCAGGUGACCAGUACACCGUUGCCGACAUUGGCAUCCUCGCCAGUGUCUCCACUUUCGAUGCUCUGGAGUUCGACAUCAGCAAAUAUCCAAAUGUGGCCAAGUGGUAUGAGAAUGUCAAGAAGAUUACUCCUGGCUGGGAGGAGAACUGGCAGGGUGCUCAGGAUGUGAAGAGGCACACAGUAAUCGCUCUUUCGGAAAUGGAUUUUUACUACUCACCUCGCGGCAGUGGAUGCCGCACCGUUAUCAUGGUGGCCAAGGCCGUGGGUGUGGAGCUCAACAAGAAGCAGCUGCGCCUUACGGAGGGAGAACAUCUGAAGCCGGAGUUCAUCAAGCUCAAUCCCCAGCACACCAUUCCCACUUUGGUGGAUAAUGGAUUCUCCCUUUGGGAAUCCCGCGCCAUCGCCAUCUAUCUGGUAGAGAAGUAUGGCAAGGAAGACUCCCUCUACCCCAAGGAUCCCCAAACACGUGCUGUGAUCAACCAGAGACUCUACUUUGACAUGGGAACCCUGCACGAUUCCUUUAUCAAAUACUAUUACCCCUUCAUCCGAACUGGGCAGCUUGGAACUGAAGAGAAUUACAAGAAGAUCGAAGCUGCCUUCGAUUUCCUGAACACUUUUCUGGAGGGCCAAGACUACGUGGCUGGCAACCAGUUCACCGUGGCUGAUAUUGCAAUCCUGUCCAGCGUGUCCACUUUUGAAGUAGUGGACUUUGAAAUCAGCAAGUAUCCAAAUGUGGCCAAGUGGUAUGCCAAUGCCAAGAAAAUUACUCCCGGUUGGGAUGAGAACUGGGCGGGUUUGCUGCAAAUGAAGGCAAUGUACGAGGCCCAAAAGGCAACAUCAAAGUAAUAAUGUUUUUAUAAUUUAUUGUAUUUAUAACUAGAGGUCUAAUAAAAGUUCCUAAAAACUUAAAACUAUAUAUGUUUUGA
Molecule: messenger RNA, 1401 nt
Organism: Drosophila eugracilis
Lineage: Eukaryota; Metazoa; Arthropoda; Insecta; Diptera; Drosophilidae
Product: glutathione S-transferase D4-like
Biological process (GO): glutathione metabolic process
Molecular function (GO): glutathione transferase activity
Source: RefSeq, a predicted model, not a curated record